ACCAUUUCAGUGCACCAACUUCUUAAUUCAUCUAAUUACUUCAAGAAUUAUAGCCUACAAUGGAGGUCAACAACCAAUGCAAAUUUAUCUGCUUUGCCUUGAUCCUCAUCUUGGGGGCUUGGUCUUCUGAAGCCACUUCUCGAAAUCUCCAAGAUGCAUCAAUGUACGGGAGGUACGAGCAAUGGAUGGCUCGUUAUGGACGUGUCUAUAAUGAUGUCAACGAGAAGGAGGAACGUUUCCAGAUAUUCAAGGACAAUGUGGCAUUUAUAGAAUCUUCCAAUAAUGCGGGAAACAAACUUUACAAAUUGAGUGUGAAUCGAUUUGCAGACCUCACAAAUGAAGAAUUCACUGCCACAAGAAACCGGUUCAAGGGGCAUGAGUGUUCCACAAAGACCACUACUUUCAGGUAUGAAAAUGCUAGCGUGCCAGCUACAAUGGACUGGAGACAGAAAGGAGCUGUAACUCCCGUCAAGGACCAAGGCCAAUGUGGGUGCUGUUGGGCGUUCUCAGCCGUGGCAGCCAUGGAAGGAAUUACUCAACUUACAACUGGUAAAUUGAUUUCUUUGUCUGAGCAAGAGCUAGUUGACUGUGAUGUCAAUGGUGAAGAUCAAGGCUGUGAGGGUGGCUUGAUGGACGAUGCUUUUCAGUUCAUUAAUCAAAAUCAUGGACUCAGUACCGAGGCUAACUAUCCCUACACCGGUGUUGAUGGUACAUGCAAUGCACAGAAGGAGGCAAGCCAUGCAGCCUCGAUAACUGGGCACGAAGAUGUGCCUGCUAACAGUGAAAGCGCACUUCUUAAGGCAGUUGCUAAUCAACCUAUUUCUGUUGCCAUUGAUGCUAGCGGAUCUGAUUUCCAAUUCUAUUCAAGUGGUGUUUUCACCGGAACCUGUGGAACGAGCCUGGACCAUGGCGUUACCGCUGUUGGUUAUGGCAUCAGUGAUGAUGGGACUAAGUAUUGGUUGGUUAAGAACUCAUGGGGCGCAGAAUGGGGAGAAGAAGGUUACAUAAGAAUGCAAAGAGAUGUUGCUGCACAGGAAGGUCUUUGUGGUAUAGCUAUGGAAGCCUCUUACCCCACUGCUUGAUAAUGUGAUAUACCAUCAAAUGAAAUCAAUACCUUGUAUAUAUAUUAUAUGUACAUGAACGUGGCUUGUAAUAGGCCUAAUAUGUAAAAGAUACCACAUCUGUCGAAAAGCAAGUCUUAUUAUUAUUACAAAAAUUAAGAACCUGGUUUGCUAUUCAGUUGAAUUA
Rosa rugosa (rugosa rose) is the source of this 1248-nucleotide messenger RNA. Its product is annotated as senescence-specific cysteine protease SAG39-like. Bases 60 to 1082 code for a protein of 340 amino acids. The transcript is spliced from 2 exons. Gene Ontology annotation, molecular function: cysteine-type endopeptidase activity. Gene Ontology annotation, cellular component: lysosome. The record is from RefSeq and is a predicted model, not a curated record. NCBI's taxonomy places the organism in Eukaryota, Viridiplantae, Streptophyta, Magnoliopsida, Rosales, Rosaceae.